Messenger RNA from Rhopilema esculentum, 3594 nucleotides. RefSeq lists its product as uncharacterized. Gene Ontology annotation, cellular component: plasma membrane. Gene Ontology annotation, biological process: calcium ion import across plasma membrane. Gene Ontology annotation, molecular function: calcium channel activity. The record is from RefSeq and is a predicted model, not a curated record. Lineage: Eukaryota; Metazoa; Cnidaria; Scyphozoa; Rhizostomeae; Rhizostomatidae.
CACGUUGUCAAAGUGAGCAAAUUCCGUGAAGUACAGACACUUUUGUUUCACAUGAAUACACAAGGUAAUGGUUUGAAUAUUUUGAAACAGAUGCUGUCCUGAUAGUAAUUUAACAACUGACAACAAUUUUAGUUGCUGGGGAUUAACUGGUGCAUUGCUAUGAAGUUGAAUAAAUAAAGAAACUCGAGCUGUAUUGUGCGAACAGGGAUGACUUUGGUUAGGUACGGAGCUGUCGAGAAUCCAUUCAAAUCUGAAAUGCAGUUGGAGGAAAGGGAAGACAGUUAUCCAAAACGAGCUGAUCUACGUUCGAUAAUGGAGGAUUUCAACCCAAGAGAUGAAGAUUUUUGGGAUAAGGUCCAUGAGAAAUACAACAAAGAAAAAAUGAAAAAAGAUGGACUGAAAUGGACAGAAUGCCUGGAUGAAAUCAGAGCAGAUCGACUUGUGGAAAAAUAUGACACUUUUGUUAGAGAGACAAGGGAAGGUAAUGAUCCAAUAGUUCUGAUGAUGACAACAUGGUAUGAUGACAUUGAACAGCACUGCAUUGAGCCAUUUGGGUCAGGCGAAGAAGGAUUUGCAAGCUAUGAAAGACAGAUUGCCAAAAUUGCAAAGAUUUUAAUUGACAGAGAUUAUGCAAAACAUGGAAGCAAAAGUAGAUACGCAAAUCCGAUCAUCAAAGUAGAUGGCGUUAAGAAAACAUUGCUUCACUUGGCAGCAGAAGGAUUUGCCCAAAGGGAGAACUUAACUUUUGAAAAUAGAAAAAGAGAUUUCACAGAAAUUGCUAAGAGCCUUCUUGAAAGGGACCCAGAUUUGGUUUAUAUCAAAACACAACCUGGAAAACCAAGAAAGCAGCUUCCUGUUGAAUUUGCAUUAAAAUACUUUGAUGAUGAAAUGGCAAGCUUGUUGAUAAAUGCAACUGGAAACAAAUCAAGGAUUCGUCUGCUCUUUCAAUAUAAUGAAUAUUUUCCUGAAGAGCUGCCACCAUUUCAGUUCAAGACAUACAUCGACAGGGAAGAUAUGAAGAAAACUGUUAUUGCAGUGUUAGACUCACUUAUCAGCCCAGACUGGCCUAACAUGCCAGAAAAUGAACAAGACACUUACUUAAACGAGUGGCACAGAGUUCCUGAUAUCCCAGUUCGCUACCAUUUUUAUUAUCAAGUGCUCGAUGGAGACAAUUACGGUAGAGGACCCUUUGAUCAAGGCUUCAAUCAUCGAGACUUAUCUUGCCUGCAAGCCAUCUGCCUAAGUGGUCAUAACAAGAAUGCCAUCAAGCACCCAGUGAUCAGGAAACUGGCUGGCUACAAAUGGUUACGUUUUGGAAAGUCUCAGAUAAUCCUUUAUGCAUUCAUGUACCUGCUCUACCUGAUUCUCCUCUCAGUUUCCUUACUGGGAGCCGUUCACUCUAAGGAUCCCACGAAAUACGAAACAAAAAAUGACCGAAUAAGAGCGGCCUGUGAAGUAGCCACGCUGUUAUUUACUGUAUUCUAUAUUUUCUCAGAAUUUGAUCAAAUGGAAAAGGAACGAAAGGCCUACUUUUAUGAUCCGUUCAAUGGCUUAGAUCUGAUUGGUCUGUUUUCAUUGCUUGCUAUAGUGCCGCUGCGAUUCACAAAAAGCAACGCCCAAUGGCAUCUUGCCACUGUGACGUAUGCGAUCAACUGUCUCCGAAUCUUCAAAUAUUUUCCCGCCAGCAAGUCUUUGGGGCUGUAUGCAAAGACACUUUAUGGCUUGUUCCUGCGGGAGUUACGCGUUUUUGCUGCGGUUUACUUAGUCAUUCUAUUCACCUUUGCUGGUGGAACGUACUUGUCCCUUCGAGCAACAACCACCUAUAGCACUAAAACUGGGUUUGAAGCAGUGGGAGUCACGGGAUUCAAGGAUAUUUUGCUCAGAGGCUUCAGGGCAGUUGCCGAAUCAAACGGAUUUGCGGAUGGCUACGAUUCGUUUAGUGAUUUCGUGACUGUGAUCAUCUUGAUUAGCAUGCUUGUAAUCAUGCUGUUUCUCGUGAACAUUCUCAUUGCCCAGCUAACAUCAACGUAUGAUGACGCCAAAGCUAACGCGCGUCUCGAGUAUGACAUCGACAAGGCGCUGUUUGUUACAAGAUUGGAAAACAGUCGAUUCAAGUCCAUGAAUAAGAGAGUGAAAUUUUUUGAAGAAGGUGAAUUUGUAAACGAUAAAGAUGAAAUCAAAGAACUUUUAAAAGGCUGGGACGAGCUGCAUCCCGCUGCGCAAGACAAAGACUCCAACAGGGUGUUUAAGUAACAGUUAAAGCAAAAAUGGUAAUGUUUGGUUUUUGAGUGAUUAAGAUCUGGACAAUUUUUGUUUACUUUAGAAUAUAAUAUGAUACAUUUCGUAAGCUUAUUUUAGCUAAAGAUAGUUUUGAUAGGCUAAGUUACAUCGAGGUAUGGUAAAAAUACAGUUGCUAUCAUUUGUAGGCUAGAAAUAGAAAAUCUUAGAUUAUUUUUUCAUAAUUUAUUUUUCGAACAUGCCAGUCAACCAUGUGAUCACAAUUGCCUGGAUGCUUUGGCCACCAGUCAUUUUCCAAUUACCUAUUGAACACGAGAGGCUUAUUGAAAGAUAAAUGCAUUUGGUAUCGUGCUUAACCAAGAGCAGGCCCGCCGAGAGCUCUUUGGGCGCCUGGGGCAAAAGAAAAGAUGGGACCGUGAUGACAUCAUUAAAUCCGUUAUCGUUAUUGUUGUUGUUAUUUUUAGGAGCUUUGUUAUAACUUUACGGAGCUCUUCUGAGUCCAGAGCCUGGAGCAAAUAAAUAUCCCUGCCCAUCCUCUGUGCAGGUGUUCCGAAGGCCUCCUUGAUGUCACGAUCCUCUAAGGCCGCUGAAUAAAUCAGUGAACAUUUUUGUUAGACUACGAACAAAUAACCUACAAGACGAUAGUACAGGGAGCGUGAACAUACAUUGCAACCCUGCACCUAUUGCAUAUAAUAAUCUUGAUAAUACUAUAUAUACUUUACCAAAAAUUAUAAGAAUUUACAAAAAUCACAAAAAUUGCAUAAAAAGACAGAGAAUGUCACCGUGAGCCCUCCACGCAAGAAACCCAGAGUGGGACCUUAAGUUAGUCAGGAUCUCGUUAAGCAAGGGGUAUCUUGUACCAAGAAUUUGUCUACCUGAGGUUGUCUUGUUGGAAUAUUUCUCCUUAAAAAAACAAGCGUCCGCAGAAGAUUCGAUGCGCGGAGAGCUCACGGUUCGUUUAUGAUGACGUAAAGAUGACAUAGCUCAAUCAAGGCGUUCAGUGGCAUAUAUAUAUUUUAAUGUAGCCUCAAGGAUCAUAGUGUUUGACAUAGGUGGCAACCUUUCAUCACCAUAAAGAAGAAUUUUUAGAAGCGCUUGAUUUGAAAGGUUUAAUAAGCCAAAUUGGGUUUGACAAAUUUUUGUUUCGAGUAAACCAAAAAGACAGCACACCAUGCCAUUUGCAUAUUGUUAUGCUUUAGAACUUGUCGAUUUAAACAUUUCACGGAUUUAGAGCGUUGUGUGUUAUUAAGUAUACCUCGUACGUUUUAUUGAAGCAGUGUUGGUAUUGUUUCUCAAUAGCUCAUAGUUUUCAAAUGUUGUAAAAAAUUUUGAUUUUACUUGAAAACGAGUUUCAGA